Messenger RNA from Symbiodinium necroappetens, 2966 nucleotides. The record is from the annotation of a GenBank genome assembly. NCBI's taxonomy places the organism in Eukaryota, Dinophyceae, Suessiales, Symbiodiniaceae.
AUGAAGCAGCAAAGAAGCAAGCGCAUCUCUCGCGUCAUGGAGCCAUGGACUGCUCCGGGCUUUGGCAACCCACCACGGCCCCAGUCGCACAAGUUCCUGCAAGAAACGCUCACGAAGCUGACCCAGGACAGCAUCCGUGCAGGAAGCCCAACCAUGACAAAACCCGACACGAUGGACUCCCGUGUCGCGAGAGCACCCACAUCUGACAUGGGUCUUGGGCCCCCGGACACUCGAAGAUCUCCUCGAACAUGGGCCGGCUCACGCCUUUCGCCGCUGCAGGAAUACUUCGGGGACCUGAGAUCGGCCGUGCGCGAAGAGGUCGGCACCGCUUUGGACAGCGGAGUGGUUGCUCAGGUCCUGGAGGGCUGGAGCUCGCAGUUCGCUGCGUGGCGGAAAUCCGAUGACCAUGUUGUCAGGCAGUUGAAAGGUCACAUCAGCGAGCUCGAAGAUGCAAAUCGCUCCUUAGUCAGCUUUCUCAACGAGUACAUCACAACUUCGGAGUUUGCAAGAUUCAGGGAGGCCAUGAACAAGUACUCCAGUCUGGUGGAUGAGCUCUCCGAUUCACAUCAAGGUCAUGAAUCUGUCUUGCUCUCCGCGGUCGAGCAUGUAGUGGAGAAAGCGGUGAAGGCGGCCACAAGCAACAUCGCACAGCUGAUAGAGGAGAAGAUGGCGCAGCAAGUCACAAGGUAUGCCACAGAACAGCAGCGUCAGAUUGACACGGUCCUGGAGAGCGUUCAAAACUAUGCAAGCCAAGUCUCGCGGCAGCUCGAGAACCAAGAUGUCGUUCUUCAAACGAAGCUGGGCUCCGUGAUGCAUGACAUUGGCAGUGAAAUGCAAGAGAGGAUGCAAAAGUCCGCAGAUGAGAUCAACGUGUCGACGCUCAAAGCGGCACAUGAAGGAGCUGAUCGCAUGAAGAUGGUUACCAUCGGCGAGCAUGAGAAGCUGCGCUCCUACAUGCAGAGACUCAUAGCUGGAGAUGCGGAAGAAUUGGAUGAGAACGAUGAGGGACUGCGCCCCAUGUUGCUGCACUUCCGGGAGCUCUUAUUCCAGGGGGUCUCGACCAAUGAGCAAGCGGAGAACUGGCGCAAGGUCUCAGAGCAGGCCGAGAGCGACAUGCAGGCUGCCAAACAGGAGCUCGAGCUGUGCCAAAGUGAAUCCGCCGAGCUGCAAAGAAAGCUGACGGAAGCUGAGGAGAACUUGGCAGCGCAAGGCAGCGAGCUGAGCGUCGCGAAGGUCGCGAUGGCGAAGCCCUGGCCAUGGACCAGAUAUGCGGCCUUCAUGGAUGAGAUUGCCUCCCGUGGUCAAGUCAAAGUGAAUGUCUACGAAGAGUGGGUCGAAAUCACUGCAGGCAUGGGCUUCGCGCCUCGCAAGGAAAAACAGCCGCCAACAGCUGAAUGGAUAGAUCCGGCCUCUGCCGAUGCUGCCCUGUUAGAUGCACUCGAAGUGCUUCACUGCUUUGGCGAAGUGCCUAUCACCAUAGAGUCCCACGUCAAAAGUGGCAAGGGCAAGGCAGACUUCUGGGAAGCCAUUGCAGCCAACAGAGCAGAGCUGGUGAGGGACGCCUUGGAAGAGAAGGGUGUGCCGUUUCGGCAAAUGACUGCAACCGGCCUGUACGGCAAGGUGACCAUCCAUGUGCUGAUGAUACGUCGACUCUUCAGCAUCGUGACUGGAAGCAAGGUCCUCUGCCUUCAGCUGCAGAGAUGUGCUUUUGGCUUGUGCUGGGUGAGUGAUGCGGGAACUGCCCUGCCGGACAAGCAACAGUUCAUUGAUGAGUGGCUGGCCGCGCUGGCUCAUCCAAACGUGUGCAUCAAUGAAGUGGCAGACGUCCAGCGCCUCGAUCAAGAGGACAUAGCGGUUCUGCCGGUACCUCCCCUGGUGAAAGGGGUGUUUCGCGACAUCUUGGCUUGCGAGGCAGAAAAGCAUCGAGAGCACACUGAAGUGUUGAAGGACACGCUGGCACGAAGUGAAGAGUAUCUUGCGCCACUUCGCGAUCGGAAUAUGCAGCCGCCGCUGGCAGAGUCAAAGUAUUUUCAGGACCAAAAGAACUACAGGCUUAUCCUCAAGAGGGAGGAGAUCGAGGCCGGCGUGCGGAUUGCUGCGAGGCGCAUUGAGACCUGGUGUAAAGGGGAGCGCAUAGUUCUCGUGGCAAUCCUCAAGGGUGCCUUCAUGUUCCUCUCGGAUUUGUGUAAGAACUUGAUACGGCCGUAUUCGGUGUAUUUCAUCGAGGCGUCUUCCUACAAAGAGAAGCGCUCGCAGUCAGGUUCCGUUGAAAUCACUGGCCCGGAUGUCGCAAGUUCCAAGUUCUGCGACACAACGACCAAAGCACCUCACAAGGUUGUGCUCAUCGACGAGCUUUUGGACAACGGGAAAACGAUGCAGGAGAUGAAGCAGUUCUUUCUGUCGAGAUUGUCAGCGACUCAUACCGAAAAUGAUGUUUUGACAGUAUGCCUCUUUAGCAAAGAACGCCAACGUGAGUGGCCGGAGGCAGAUAUCAUUGGUGUUAGGAAUCUGCCCGACCUGUGGCUGGUUGGCUACGGUUUGGAUGAUCGUGGAACAAAGCGUGGCUGGACAGAGCUGUUCGCCAUCCCAAAGGUCAAGAUCAUUGAUACCUUCGACGUGGACGAGGUUCAAAGGCUGUUGGAACACUUAGACGAGAAUGCGAGCCUGACGGGCCAGAUGGUCUUCGCAGGCUUUGAGCUCACUUACUCGAACAAGCAGAAGUAUCGUGUUCACGGAUUGGACUUCCAGGGACCGCUGCGAUUGAAAGGAGCGAAGGCUUCACAGGCCAAAGCUGUCACCAGAGAUGACAUUCGCACGAUAUUGGAUUCCAUUCCGCGGGUCAAAGGCAAGUUCGAGCACGAACUGCAGUUCUCCUUCAUUCAGGAGAAUGUGGCUCUUGUCCCAGAGGAUGACAUUUUUGCUGGCAACAACCAGAUUUUCGCGGAGAUGCGCUGCCGGCUGCGAAG